This is a messenger RNA of Manihot esculenta (cassava), 2259 nucleotides long. Its product is annotated as signal recognition particle subunit SRP68. The record is from RefSeq and is a predicted model, not a curated record. Lineage: Eukaryota; Viridiplantae; Streptophyta; Magnoliopsida; Malpighiales; Euphorbiaceae. Gene Ontology annotation, molecular function: 7S RNA binding; endoplasmic reticulum signal sequence receptor activity; signal recognition particle binding. The transcript has 12 exons. Bases 572 to 2134 code for a protein of 520 amino acids. Gene Ontology annotation, biological process: SRP-dependent cotranslational protein targeting to membrane. Gene Ontology annotation, cellular component: signal recognition particle, endoplasmic reticulum targeting.
AUGGAGACUAUGCUCGUUAUCGGAGGUAUUGUACUGCUCGGCUGAGGAGGCUAUAUAAAUCGUUGAAGUUUACGCAUGGACGUGGAAAAUACACUCGUAGAGCUAUCACUGAAUCCAUUGUUACUGAAGUAAGGAACUUGGCUUGAUGGGCUCAUUUUCGUUUCCUCAGUAGCUUUAGCUUAUUAUUCAUUGUACUGCUGAGUAAAAAUUUAGCUUCCUAUGUAUGUAGGGACUUAUGCCCUCAACAGUAAUAUGAGGGUUGUUUCAAUGUGUAUAUCUUCACUAAAACAAAUGCUUUUAUUUUACUUUCUUCCUGUCACAAUAGAUCAUAAUGAUGCCAAGAAAUUUAGGACGCCUUACUCUGCAGUAAGGCUCCAAAUUAGUAAUAAAAUGAUGACUUCUUGUAUUUGAAGAGUUCUUUUCUUAUCAAUCCCCUAAUUUCUUUAUAAGCAUUGUAUUUUAGUUUGUUCUGUUUGAAAAUCCAUUUUGGAUACUGUGGUGAUUACUCAGUUUACUAAACAAGGAUCAACUCUUUUGAGAGUAAAAUUUCAUUUCAUAGCUUUUCAAGUUUAUGAUUUACUUUAUUUGGAAAGAAAAUAGGUUUCUGCAUCUGGUUCUUUAUUCAGCCGAGAGAGCUUGGAGCCAUGCCAUGGAGAAAAGACAGCUUCCAGAUGGUCCGAAUGCAAGACAACGCAUUUAUCUGAUUGGGAGGCUGAGGAAGGCUGUAAAAUGGGCUGAUCUGUUCUCACGGUUGUGUGCUGCCAAGGGAGAUUCCAGAACAUCUUUGGAAGCUGAGGCAUAUGCUGCCUAUAUGAAUGGCAAUUUGUUGUUUGAACAAGAUCGGACCUGGGACACUGCAUUGAAGAACUUCAUAAGUGCCAGGGCUGUGUAUGAGGAACUUGGGAAGUAUGGAGACCUGGAGAAUCAGCUCUUAUGCCGUGAGCGUGUUGAGGAGCUGGAACCUAGUAUCCGAUACUGCCGGCACAAAAUUGGCCAGUCAAAUCUACAAACAUCUGACCUCCUACAAAUUGGUGAGAUGGAAGGUCCUGCGUUGGACCUUUUCAAGACUAAAUUGGAGGCUGUUAUGGCUGAGGCUAGGUCCCAACAGGCAGCUUCCCUGACAGAGUUUUAUUGGCUAGGUCACAAAUUUCCAAUAUCCAAUGCAAAAACUCGGGUUGCAAUUUUAAAAGCUCAAGAACUAGAGCAGGAUUUGCAUGGUCCUAGUGCAGAUUCACUCUCAGCGGAGAAAAAAUUAGUCAUCUUUGACAAAAUUUUUACUGCUUAUCAUGAAGCCAGAAGCUCCAUUCGCAGCGACUUGGUCAGUGCAGGUAGUGCUGACAGUGUAAAAGAUGACUUAAGUGGCCUUGAUAAAGCAGUUAGUGCUGUACUAGCACAACGGACGAUGGAGCGUAACCAGCUGUUAGUUACCAUUGCAAAGAGCAAACUUACUAGGCGCUGUGAAGACAAAAAUGAGAAAGUUACCAGGCCUGAGGAGCUUGUGCGCUUGUAUGAUCUUUUAUUACAGAACACAUCAGAUCUUUCUGACUUAGUUAGCUCUGGAAGAGAUACAAAACAUGAGGAGGUAGCAUUCUCUGAAAACUGUGCAGCUAGAAAUUUGGCUUUCCGAGCUCAAAGGUGCUUCUACCUAGCGAAGUCAUACAGCUUAGCCGGGAAGAGAACAGAGGCAUAUGUGUUAUAUUGCCGUGCUCGUUCCCUUGCUGAGAAUGCGUUGCAGAAGUUUCAGUCUUUCAAUAACACUGAUGAGAUGAUUAAAGAGCUGAAGACAUUAUACGGCGAGUGCAGAUCUAAUAUUUGCAUAGAGCACGCAUCAGCAAUUUUGGAGGCAGAAAAAGCUCCAGAGAACCUGUCGAAGAAAGUUUCUGCAAUAUCAUUAAGUGGGGGUGACAAGAAGGUGGAAAAAUACCUUCUGGAGAAACUCGAUGCCUAUGAGUCUGUGGUUGGCGAUGCAAAUGUGAAAGCUCCUCCUCGCAUUGGAGUCUUCCCUCCGGCCUUCCAAGCAAUACCAAGAAAUCCCAUCAUUCUCGACCUUGCCUAUAAUUACAUUGAUUUCCCAUCUCUAGAGAACAGGAUGAAGAAGGACAAGAAAGGCUUCAUAAGUAGGCUCUGGCGGUGAGUUUUGUAGUUGCCAUUAACUGAAAAAACCAGAAAUUUAAAACAGCAAAAAGAAUUGAGUUGAGGUAUUGGAGGCAUUUGCUUUGUAGUUAGCAGUUGAAGUUAGAGUUGUAUUUAUUUUAUUUC